CGAUCUUCCACCAAUUCGAUAGUUCAGACCUGACCAUGGCGUAUCGCGAUCUGACUGGCCGCUUCCUGGGGCGACGAGCGAACCUGCGCAAGCGCAACUUGCGCUUUCAGAUGCGACCACGGCUGGACAACUCGCCACUGCUGGGCGCGCUGUUUCUCUCGAAGCAGGUAGCGUAAUGAUUGCCAGGGUCAUCGCCGCAGUCUAAUGUAAGAAUGACAUUGCUGGUGUCAGAGAAACAAAUCGCAGGCGAUGGAGAAGGCUUUGCUUCAGGACGCAGAUGAAUUUCCCGGAGAACACAGUGAUGUCCACAAACCGGAGUGGACACGAUUUGCGGACAGCGCAGAUGAAUCCAUUCGCCUCCUGCACGCGAAAUUGGAAUAUUUGCAGCUGCUACAUACUCGGAGAUUAAUGAUCCGGUUUGACGAUUCGGAGGUCCAGCAAGAGCACGAGAUCAAUUGCCUUACCGAGGAGAUCACAGCAUUGUUCCACAAGGCAGAUCGAUCACUCAAAAAAAUUACCAGCGCUUUUGUUGGGGGCGAGACGAGUCCAUCACCAGCAGAUUGUCUCGUUCGCUUGAACACACAACGAGCCAUUGCAGGUCGACUGCAGCAAAUAUCUAUGCAGUUUCGAACGAGGCAGCGCGAGUAUCUUCAGCGUCUGCAGGUGCAAAAAUUCGGAAGCGAAAUUUUCGACGUAGAUGCAAUGGAAAAGGGGGUGACAGGUGGGGGCUACCGAUUCGGGAGUAAGAUCACCGCCUUGGCAAUGGACCACACAGAAUACGACAUACGGACUCGUGACAUUGAAAUCCAACGUAUAGCGAAGUCGGUGGCAACGCUGGCAACCAUUUUCAAGGAAGUGGCCGAGAUGGUGAUCGAUCAAGGCACACUCAUCGACCGGAUCGAUUACAACAUGGAGCAGGUCGUCGAAAGAAUGCGAUCCGGACUGGGUCAGCUCGAGCGAGCCGAGAAGUAUCAGCGCAACACGCGGCCUGAGCGCUGCAUCUUCUUGUUGCUAACACUGAUCACAUUGUGUUUCUUCAUCCUCGUUAUUAAACACUCUUGACCGGUCGCAUCAAUACGCAUGGGGCGUCAGGAUCCCGAUCGGAAGACUAGGCAAGCGUUCCGCGCGUCCACUGGACCAGCGGAAAGAAAAGAACUUCCACCACUCCUCUUCCAGACCGACAGACUCUGCACGCUUUGAACUAAAUCCCCGUGAUGUACUCAUACUUCACCCAUCUUUUCCAAACUUGUAACCCGCUUGAAGGUAGUACCUGUUUGUUCAUUCUUUAUAAAAAAAAAAAAAACACUCUUGAUCAGCACAA
Phytophthora nicotianae INRA-310 is the source of this 1321-nucleotide messenger RNA. RefSeq lists its product as hypothetical. The transcript has 3 exons. Bases 250 to 1062 code for a protein of 270 amino acids. Gene Ontology annotation, molecular function: SNARE binding; SNAP receptor activity. Lineage: Eukaryota; Oomycota; Peronosporomycetes; Peronosporales; Peronosporaceae. The record is from RefSeq and is a predicted model, not a curated record. Gene Ontology annotation, cellular component: endomembrane system; membrane; SNARE complex. Gene Ontology annotation, biological process: vesicle-mediated transport; vesicle fusion; intracellular protein transport.